Molecule: messenger RNA, 843 nt
Organism: Adineta steineri
Lineage: Eukaryota; Metazoa; Rotifera; Eurotatoria; Adinetida; Adinetidae
Source: the annotation of a GenBank genome assembly
AUGACUAUAAAUACUACACAAACAUCGAGUCGUUCUGUACGUCUCAAUGUUUAUUAUCUAAUACCUUACCGUAUAUUACAUACUAUAUUCAAUAUAAUGACAUUAGGCUUAUUUACUCCUUGUCAUUCAGCUAUAGAAAUUGAUGGUUCGGAAUAUGCUUACUAUGGUCAUCCAUUUCAUUUUAGUGGUGUUAUGUCUGAUACACCAAAUAAAGUUUCAAUGAAAUUAGCUUAUACUAAAAUUUAUGGACAUACAACAUUAUCUAAUACAGAAAUUGAAGCUAAAGCACAUGAUUUAUCAUUUAUUGGUAUCAAUUAUAAUUUAUUUCAUUUUAAUUGUAAUACAUUUGCUGAUGCUUUUCUCUAUGCAUUAACAAAACAUCAUUUACCUGGUUGGAUAAAUCGACCUGAACGUUGUCUGCAACGACUACAAUGUAUGCAUCGAUUAUUUAAUCAAACUGCAGAUAUUAGUGUAAAAAUUAUUACAGCAUUAUAUAUAAAAUCUGCUGGUGAUCAAAAUACUAUUUUCAAUCUAUUAGGAAUCGCAAAUAAUCAACGUUUAACUACAAUUUAUGAAGUAAUACUUCAAGAUUAUAUAUCUUGUGGGCAACUUCCUAAUUUUGAACGUUUACGUCAAUUAUCUGAUCUUCAAAUAAGAGAUCAUUUAAUAUAUAUCCAUAAUAAUUUUCUUUCGACAUUUUCAACAAAACAAUCUAUUACUUUAAAUAAAAUAUUUGAUAAUCUAUCUUUACUUCAACAACAAUUCAAACGAAUGGAAUCUAAACUACAAAUUUCUUCCGAGAAAAAUCCAUCUUUCAUUAUUAUAGACAAAACUAUUGAAUGA